Camellia sinensis is the source of this 987-nucleotide messenger RNA. The record is from RefSeq and is a predicted model, not a curated record. NCBI's taxonomy places the organism in Eukaryota, Viridiplantae, Streptophyta, Magnoliopsida, Ericales, Theaceae.
AUGGAAUCAGACACACCAUUCCAAGAAAACUGCAAAACCCUUUUCUCAAAUUUCAUUGAAGAACAAAACCCAGAAAACCCUUUCACUGCCUAUGAUGAAUAUGAGCUACUAUUAGUUGAUCUCAGUCGUUCAGGUCUCAGUGACCAUGACAGAAAAGAGUGUGAGAGAGACCUUGCUAUGGCCGCAAAACAGUGUGGGCUCUUUCAGGUUGUGAAUCAUGGUGUUUCUUGGGAGAUCUUGGCAAAGUUGAAGAGUGAGCAAGAGAAGCUUUUUCGACAACCGUUUGAGAAGAAAGUUAACAAGUUUUUGAACUGUUACCGGUGGGGGAGUCCAGCGGCAACUUCUUUGAUGCAGUUUUCGUGGUCGGAAGCUUUUCAUAUACCUCUGGAAAACAUUCCGGUCUUGAAGGGAUUCAACAGUUCUCUUAGCACAACAAUUGCAGUAUUUGCAGAAGUGGCUUCUGAGCUAGCAAAAAGAAUAGCUGAAAUAUUGGCAGAGAAUCUUGGCAGCAAAACCACUUUCUUUGCAAAAAAUUGCAUGGCAAGUUCAUGUUAUCUGAGAAUGAAUAGAUAUCCACGAUGCCCAAUAUCUUCUGAGAUCUAUGGGUUAGUUCCACAUACUGAUAGUGACUUCCUCACAAUAUUGUGCCAAGACCAGGUUGGAGGUUUGCAAAUGGUGAAAGAUGGAAAAUGGGUUAGCAUUAAACCUAAUCCACAGGCUUUGAUUGUCAUCAUUGGUGACUUAUUUCAGGCAUGGAGCAAUGGUGUUUACAAGAGCAUCGAGCACCGGGUUAUCAGCAAUCAUGAGGGGGAAAGGUUUUCUGUUGGGUAUUUCUUGUGUCCUUCCAAUGACACUGUGAUUCAAGGUUGCAAUGAAAAUGAACCUUGUAUGUACAGAAAAUUUAGCUUCAGAGAGUACAGGCAACAAGUUCAAGAGGAUGUCAAGUCGACUGGCAGCAAAGUAGGGCUUUCCAGGUUUCUCAUGUGA